UCCUCCCAGGGAUCUUGUAUCCUAGCAACCGCCCCCCCAACUCCGUCCUUAGUCCCGCCUCCUCGCUCCCUGAGAAGCCAGGUCUCUGAAAGCAGCCAGGCGCAGGCCGAGUAGAGGGGCCAGCCGCUGGGUUCUCGGGUCGCGCGCGGGCUACCCUCCGCAGGAACGCCAGCCAUCAUCAGAGGUUGAAUUAUUCCUAUCAUUCGUUAGCCAUUUUAUAAAGGUAGACAAUUAAAACACGCUAUGUCUGAUGAAGUUUUUAGCACAACUUUGGCAUAUACAAAGAGUCCAAAAGUCACCAAAAGAACUACUUUCCAGGAUGAGCUAAUAAAAGCAAUUACAGCUCGCUCAGCCAGACAGAGAAGUUCUGAAUACUCAGAUGACUUUGACAGUGAUGAGACUGUUUCCUUAGGUGAUUUUUCUGACACCUCAGUAGAUGAAAAUUCAAUUAAGAAAAAAACAAAUAAUUUUCACAUAUCAGAUGAUGAAGAAAACAAUUCUCCAAAACUGUCUUUUUUGAAAACCAAGAAAUCAAGCCAUGAUGUGAGGAAACAUGAGCCAGUAGUCUCUAUCAAAAACGAUGACACUGCACUUGAUGAUGGUGAAGGCAUAGUUGUAAAUUCCUUAUCUGAAUCUCAAAAUGAACAACAGGAAGUUGGAAAAGAGAAAAUUAAAAUGGAAACUAAACCUAGAAUUCUUCCAAUCAAAAGUACACCUUCAGAAAAUAACAGCAGCCUUGAAGCAGACAACCAUUUUAAGCCUUCACCUCGACCAAGGAGCAUGUUGAAAAAGCACAGCCAUGGGGAGAAGAAAGAUAGCUUAGGAGAUGAUAAAGAAACUGUCCCACACGAAGAAUUAGAGGCACAUUCCACACCUUUGUUCCUCCCAAGGCUGAAUGGCAGACAACCAGAAGCUGAGAAGAAUGCAUUCUCUGAAAACCUUGAUCCUGAGGAUCCAUGGUUAACAAGUAUACCAUCAUCAUCUGUUAAAGAAAAUCUUAAAGAUUCCUUUUCACUAGGAUCUGAGGAAAAAGCCUCCAUUACAGUAUAUCAGAAUGAAGAAUGCACUGAAAGCCAUAAUUCCUUGAAAUCAACCAAAAAUGAAAAGACCUCAUUUUUGAUAGACUUUGUCAGUACUGCACUUGAGAAACCCAAGGAAAGUCAAGUGACUGUUGGUGACGUUGGAGAAGAAAAGGAGAAAGCUGAGCUGAUUAUGCAUGAUGGCUUAACAGCUGAAGAGCCACCACCACUACAACUUCAGAGUGUCUUAUGUACUGAGUCUUCAAAGAAAGCAAUUCAAGAUAGAACUAUGAAGAAUAAAAAAUCAACAAAUAAUAGAGCAUCUAGUGCAUCUGGCAGAUUAAUGACCUCUGAGUUCUUAAAGAAGCCUAGUUCUCUAAGGAGGACUCCGUCGACAGCUCCAGCUUCUCACUAUUUAGGGACUUUGAGAAUCUUGGACCAAAAGCCCUCACAGAAACAGAACACAGAACCUGACAGAGCAGAUAACCUAAGGGCAACUGUUUAUCAGGAGUGGUUAGAAAAGAAAAAUAUUUAUUUACAUGAGAUGCACAGAAUUAAAAGAAUUGAAAGUGAAAACUUAAGGAUUCAAAAUGAACAGAAAAGAGCUGCUAAGAGAGAAGAAGCCUUAGCAUCAUUUGAGGCCUGGAAAGCCAUGAAAGAAAAGGAAGCAAAGAAGAUAGCUGCAAAAAAAAGGCUUGAGGAAAAAAACAAAAAGAAAACCGAAGAAGAAAAUGCUAUGAGAAAAGGAGAAGCACUGCAAGCUUUUGAAAAAUGGAAAGCGAAAAAGAUGGAAUACCUUAAGGAGAAAAAUAAAAAAGAGAAAGAAUAUGAAAGAGCAAAGAAACAGAAAGAGGAGGAAACUGUUGCUGAGAAAAGAAAAGAUAACUUAACUGCUGUUGAAAAAUGGAAUGAGAAAAAGGAAAUUUUUUUCAAGGAGAAGGAAAAAGUAAAAAUACAUGAGAAGAGAAAAGAAGAACUGAAAAGAGCUGAGAAAAAAGAAAAAGAUAAACAAGCUCUUGAGGAAUAUGAAAAAUGGCUGCAAGCUGUACUGACUGAAUGGUCUAACAGAAAGAAAUAACCUCUUCUCCUGUAGCAGAAAUAAAGCUGAGUUCUGGGAGCUGAGUGAAUUUACUUUUUGAGGUCCAAAGAGAAGAAUCAAGCCUGGCAAUAUUCUCCUGAAGAUGUUUGUCUAUUUAAGGCAUUUGAUUUCCCUGUAUUUCUUUUAAAAUGAUCAGAUAUCAAUAUCAUUAACAUUUAUUAAGUUUUUCUUAAAAUAUGUGUGUGCUCAAUCGUAUCCAACUCGAUGCAACCCCAGGAGCCCGCCAGACUCCUCUGUCGAUGGUAUUUUCCAGGCAAGAAUACUGGAAUGGGUUGCCAUU
Odocoileus virginianus texanus is the source of this 2398-nucleotide messenger RNA. It is a transcript of the gene MAP9, whose product is annotated as microtubule associated protein 9. Gene Ontology annotation, cellular component: astral microtubule. Gene Ontology annotation, molecular function: microtubule binding. Gene Ontology annotation, biological process: regulation of mitotic cytokinesis; mitotic cytokinesis; mitotic spindle assembly. Lineage: Eukaryota; Metazoa; Chordata; Mammalia; Artiodactyla; Cervidae. The record is from RefSeq and is a predicted model, not a curated record.